GUAUCAACACAAGAUGACAGUUACGUUACAUCAUCAGUGACAUGGUGAUUAAUUGUUAUUGAAACACAGUACCAAGCACGUUUUCUGAGUGCCAGCAUUGACGAUAUUGCCACCGAGAACGUGAGUACAUCGACGUGAAACCUAACGGCAACGGUUGCCCCAUAAACCAUGCCUUGCCGGUCUGGACAGGACGGCGUCAACAAUACCUCUCCAUCUAAGUUUGUAUUCCAGUGCUGUUUCCAUCCCGACUUUUGUACGGAAGAAUCAAUGUUCCAGAAUAGCUUCUCUAUCAACGCGUAUCGAUCCCUCUUGUGGGUUUCUACGACUUGAUCGCCCUGAGCAAUCCAGGUGAAUAGAUGUGAGAUGUGUGCAACCUUGGCACGCACUGUCCGUACUCUGCAGUACAUGGCGCCUGUGACGACUGUCUUGUUAUAUCAUGUGAAUUCCCGCGUACAGAUCACCUGACUGACUCACGGCAGUGAUGGGCUUCCGGGCCUUACUCGCUUACACCUUGGCUCUCUUAGUAAUAGGCUCUACUCUAGGUAUAGGCGUGGCAGCAGCAGGGGUCAACAAACACACGUCUCUGGUGGCGGGGCCCGCCCCUGGGUACAUAACCUCUCCCUCCUGGCCAGUCAACUACCCACACAACCACCAGGAGACGUGGACGUUCAGGUCGAUUGACUCUAUCUACGUCAUCGUAGUUCAGGCUGUGGCUACACACAUCGAGCAGGAUGCGGCGUGCAGAUGGGAUUACGUGCAGGUGCAUGACGGCCCCUCAACGAACAGUCCGCCACUUGGGAGGUUCUGUGGCUACUCGCGACCUAUCUUCACCUCCUCUGGCGAGAACAUGACCAUCAACUUCAUCACUGACGACACCCGCAACUACGCCGGAUUCAAGAUAAAAUACUGGUGCAGCUUAAGGCCGGGUGUGAGUGUGAAGGCCCACGACUCCCACACCGACAACAUCGUCGCCGUGAUCCUCGCCUCCCUCAUGUUCGUCACAGUGUCGUACUUCGUCAUCAUCUCGGCGUGUCGAGGGUCAACCGGAAGGGCGUGGUGGGUCACGUGGUUCAGGCCCACCCAGGACAAAGUCUCAGCUGUGUAUGACCCGUCCGGGGAUGUUGAGACUAUGGAACUCUCUAAGGAUCUCAGCCACAAGACUGAAACCGAAGCAUAGAUCAAAUUAGGUUUAAAGUAUUGCGGUCUUGGUACCCUAGUUCACAGCGAUGUUGCAAUCUGUGUGCACCGUUCAUCCGGAUUGUAUUGUUUCAAAGGAAAGUGUUCAGAUUAGCAGAUCAUUGGCAUCGGAUAAUGUCCAUUGUUUAUGUGUAGACGUUCCAGCAAUGGUCGGGAAGGCGGAUUUCCGAAUUAACGAAGUUCAAAUUAAUGGGGUUCGACUAUAUAUUGGAUGUAUUGUGACCUAUACUUUGGACAUUGUAAAACAAAAGAAGAAAUGGAUCCAUCGGAAUGUGUCUAAAACCUUCGAGGUGUAGACAUAACUCCGUGCUUACUUUCAUUGGCAGUUGGGGGUGCUACGCAUGCUUACCUGUAACAGGAUAUAGUCGAUUUUGUGCCACAUUGUGUUGCAGCCGGCCCUUUGCUAACAUCGAUAACCAUCAGUGGAUCGAUCCAGUUUUGUUCUAAAUUUGCUUAUUGUCCUUGUGAAUCACUUAACGUGUACUGUGUGGACUACGUCUCUUUUCAAUUACAAUUUACAGUUAAGAAA
Messenger RNA from Haliotis rufescens (red abalone), 1726 nucleotides. RefSeq names its product tolloid-like protein 2. The record is from RefSeq and is a predicted model, not a curated record. The transcript is spliced from 6 exons. The coding region runs from base 482 to 1177 and encodes 231 amino acids. Lineage: Eukaryota; Metazoa; Mollusca; Gastropoda; Lepetellida; Haliotidae.